Messenger RNA from Saxophila tyrrhenica, 1041 nucleotides. RefSeq lists its product as uncharacterized. The transcript has 2 exons. Lineage: Eukaryota; Fungi; Ascomycota; Dothideomycetes; Mycosphaerellales; Extremaceae. The record is from RefSeq and is a predicted model, not a curated record. The coding region runs from base 1 to 1041 and encodes 346 amino acids. Gene Ontology annotation, molecular function: oxidoreductase activity, acting on NAD(P)H.
AUGAAGGCCAUCAAAGCAACCACCCUUGGCCACGCCGAGAUCGUCGAAGUCCCAGAGCCUGAAGUAAAGGCCAACACAAUCCUCGUGCGUCCGAGCUACGUCGGCAUCAACCCCUGCGACCACAUGGUCACAGAUUAUCUCUCUCACUGGCACCAAGACCAGAUCCUAGGCUGCGACUACUCAGGAACAGUCGAAGAGGUUGGUUCUGAUGUGGAGACCACACUGAAGCCGGGCGACAAAGUGUUCGGACCACUCGCCGCUGGCGCCGCCUAUGACCAUAGCAGAGGUGCAUUUGGAGAGCUAUUGCCAGCUUAUGGCGACCUGUGCUUUGCGAAGCCGACCAGUAUCAGCGAGGCAGGAGCAGCAAGUCUUGGAAUAGCUCUCUCCACCAUCGCUGUGUCGUUUUACAGCGACUUCGGACUGCCGUUACCAGAUGAGAAUCCAGAAUCUGGGAGAGGCAAGCCAUUCUUCGUCUACGGCGGGAGCACCACGACAGGGCUGCUGGCUAUCCAGUUCGCGAAGCUCUCAGGCUUUCGUGUGCUUACAGUCUGCUCGCCAAAGAACUUCGAGCUUGUGAAGAGCCGGGGCGCGGAUGAGGCGUACGACUACCACGAUCUUGAGGACUGCGCGAAAGAGAUAAAGGUCUCUGUGGGUGACUCACUGAAAUACGCAUACUGUUGUGUGACGAGCGUGGAGGCUCCAAAGCUCUGCGCUGAAGUCCUCACUCCUACUGGUGCCAAGUUUGUGACGAUAGCUGGUCCGAUGCCUGAGCGAGGUGGCAUCUACAGUCACUUCACCUUCGGACAGAGCGUCAUGGCAGAAUCGUACAAGACGUUCGCUGGGAGAACACCCCAGACGGCAGAGCGGAAGGAAUUAGGACUGCGAGUGUGGAGGAUGGCUGUGAAACUACUGGAAGAGGGCAAGCUGAAGCCGCCACCCCUUGAGGUGAGAGAGGGCCUUGAAGGUGCCUUGCAGGGUAUUGCGGACCUCAGAGAAGGCAAGGUGAGCGGAAAGAAAAUUGUAAGUCGGAUGGGCUUGUGA